Messenger RNA from Puccinia triticina, 1329 nucleotides. RefSeq lists its product as uncharacterized. The transcript is spliced from 2 exons. Lineage: Eukaryota; Fungi; Basidiomycota; Pucciniomycetes; Pucciniales; Pucciniaceae. The record is from RefSeq and is a predicted model, not a curated record. Bases 1 to 1329 code for a protein of 442 amino acids.
AUGUCUCGUCCGGAUCUUCCAGCAAGUCUGAUUGACACCAGUCACGCUGCUCCAUUUCUCGCUCGGCCUGCAACGACUCUAGUCCCAGCCGGAGAAAUCCACCUGGUCCCUGCGCCGGCGGCACCCGCCCCCUUACCCGUCAACCCGCCAACGAGCACUAUAUCUGUAUCACCCCAUCUCGUAACGCCUACUCCGGUAGUCCGGAUCGCCAGUGUGGCACCCACAGCGACUUCGGCCCUUCCUUCCAAGACAACCCUCCCCUCCCCUCCUUGUUCUGCAGGAGUAUCAUGUGCCUCGUUACCCGCGCAGUCCGCCGCUAUAGCAUCACCAACGGCUCAGCAGAGUCAAGGCCCACAACAAUUCUUUGCCAGCUUGAGUUCUAGUCCUGGCGCCAUCUUCUUCACCUGCUUAGCCGGAAUCGCUAUCAUUGGAGUGAUGCUCGCGAUUCUCAGCUGCGCAUUGAGAAGCUGGUGUAAUCGAAGACGCCGGGGCAAUGUUGAUGAGGAUACUUGGCGGUUCCUGGAGGACCCUAAGGAUUUCUCGGCUUCCACAAAGGACGAGGAAGAUGAUCUUUCAGUCAAGAAAUUACACUUCGGAACCGACUCUCAGUCCAGCCUGGCACAUUUGCAACCCACACUAUCAAAGAGCUAUGCUGCUUCGCAUCCGUUUACAUCCCACAUACAGCAACAAACUCGCCAGUCACCUACUCAAUAUCACUUUUCAGGCUUUCCGGCACAGUCAGCACCGACCGUGAAUGGUUUAAUCGACGAACACACCAUCAAUGGUUAUGUUGUCGAGCCUAGCGUCUGCGGGGUUGCUCCUCCUGCUCCGUUCUCACCGAAAUACAAUGGAAUCAUGAUGGCUCCCUGUGGCCCUCCCCAGGAAACAUUUGAAAGCCAUCAGACUGGUUGUACCAUACCUGAGUUAGUUUUUCGGAAAACAUCGCUUGGGGGGAAUUUUUAUAAUCGAGCCACGAUGUACGCCUCGCCGACCCAAGCCCCGGUGACAAUACUUACGCGCCCAGCCUCGGUCAUCACACGCACUAGCACCACCAACUCUAAUCAACAAAAGAAACUUCAUUCAUUGACACGGGAGGCCAGUCUUGCGUGUUCAGAGCAGUCCACCACCGUUGAAGAGCUCCGGGAACGAGUUACAGCACAUCAAACUGAUCUUCGGGCCACCCUCAGAGGCGCUAUUCAGAAGGACAAGAAGGCUGAUGAGGAUUUGCUGGAGUCGUUGAUACUUCUGUGGCACGAUAAGAAUACGGAAGCCCAAAGGGACUCAAUUCGUCUUCAAACUCCGGAGCUCCCCCCAAAAGAUCACCUUUAG